Cinara cedri is the source of this 1153-nucleotide messenger RNA. NCBI's taxonomy places the organism in Eukaryota, Metazoa, Arthropoda, Insecta, Hemiptera, Aphididae. The record is from the annotation of a GenBank genome assembly.
UCCUCGUGUUUACAGUUUAUAAAUUAUUAUUUUUGUGUCCGACGUUCACUUCUUUCAGAUCUCAUACUCUGAGUUUAUUCUGUUCGGCAGUGCGACUUUUCCGUAGGUACUAUACCUGUUAAUUCCAUACGAUCGUGUGGUGCAAAUGGUUAUUCAUAGUCGUGUAGACGACGAAUUUCAGACAUCUGUUAUUUGGAACCAGUCGGCUACGACGAGGUAAAUUUUAAUUCUUCCGUCAAAUCUAGAAGCUCGUUUAAACUCAUCGUUGGUUUUUGUUGGUUCGUCAUCACUAGACCACAGUCUCAAAAUGGACGAUUCUGAAUUGGAUAAACUGAGAUCGAAGAGAAUGGCUCAGAUGCAGUCAGAACUCGGAGGAGUAAGUUUACAUAUUACCUGUCAUAUUAUCUGUUGAAAAAAAAAAAUGUGUUUAUAAUUGUUUGUCGAUAAUGUUUAGACACAAGGUGAAAAUACGGCUGAAAAGCAAAAACAAGCUGAACAACAACGGCAGGCUGUCGAAGACAUGAAACACUCAAUACUGACACAAGUGUUGAACCAAGCGGCUAGAGCAAGACGUAAGUUUAUGUAGUUAGUUAAUUCUUGACAAUACAUAGAUACUUUGGUGUGUAAAUUAUUCAGAAUUGUGUAUUUUGUCCAGUGAACACUUUAAUGAUUGGUAAACCCGAAAAAGGACGUAUGGUAGAAAAUAUGUUACUCAGGAUGGCACAGUCUGGACAGAUUGUCAAUAAAUUAGGAGAAGAUGAAUUAAUUGGUCUCUUAGAGCAAGUCAACAGUCAGAUGCAAUCUCAAGAGCGUAAAACUACAGUUAAGGUAAAUGUGACCUUUUACUAUUCGCUAUUAGUCAUUUGUUGUUAUGUUUUUUUUUUUUUUUAGUUUGACCGAAGGAGAGCAGCUCUUGACGAUUCUGAUGAUGAUUACUAAUCUAAAAUAUUUUUAUUUAAAAAAAAAACAUUACUUUAAUAUUAUUAUAAUUAUAUAUAUUUGUAUAAUUUUAUACUAACUCAUAGUAGCUAUUAUGAAUUUUGGAAAUUUUAAUGAAUACUAUUUUUUUCAGUCCAUUAAUUAUAUUAAGCUUUUCAUUGAAUUGCUUAAAAAAAAAUAAAUAUUAUAUAAUAAUUACUAAUAAAUAAAAUCA